CUUGAUGCUAACACUUAGUUGAAAGAAGAUGUAGGCCCAUUGCUGAAGAAUCAAAGCCGUCCGAUGAAUUUGGAGUACGGAUUGGAGCACUGCGGAUGAGCGGGCAAACCGCGUCCAACCCGAAGAAUCAACUCACCGCGUUUUAUGCCAGCACAUACAACCCCCUUACCGCAUUUUAUGCCAGUACAUGCAGCCCCCUUACCACAGGAGGCCACUUGGCUGUACGCAUGACUAGAAUGGAUUUAGUCUACAACAAAUACCUCGAUCUCGAUCUGUUACUUUCUCGUGAAAUAUAUGCAUAUAUACACGCCGAUUUGUUUGAGUGUACGUCCGUCCGUCCCCACCAACCGGCAGCUAGCGCCGAGAAUGAUCCAGCGCGACUUGUGCUCUUGGCGACCGCCGCCGCCGCGUCGCCGCCGGCAGCCAUACCCACGCGCAAAUGGAAGAAGUGAUCCACCGUCCUGCAGCCAACCAGGCGCUGACACGACAAUAACGAACAUGCAACUUCCGGAGGAUAUAUGGCAGCACAUACAUUCCCGGAUGCCGAUGCGAGACGCCGCUCGUGCUGCCUGCGUGUCACACAGGUUCCUGCGUUUCUGGAGAGGCUACCCCACUGUCACUAUCGAUCAAGAAACCCUGGGAUUAAGCUCGCAACGAUUCUGGAUCACGAGCGAAGACGAGAGAGGCGAGUACAUCCUCACCAAAGCGCAGAAGGUUCUUGAGAGCCGUCUUUCCGGCUCCACCAUUGUGCAGUCGCUCAAGCUUGAUCUCUCCACCUUCCGGAAGGCUAUAGUUAGUGCCACUGUUGCCGGUGGCCUCCUCGACUGCUGGCUCCGCGCCUUCGUGAAGCCCGGGAUUGUGGAUAUCACUGUGUUACUCCCAAAGUGCGAGGACGACGACGACUGUUACUACUACUACGGUCAUGAUUGUCUGCCUGAGUACACAUUUCCCUGCUCGCUUCUCUCAGACGAUGAGGACAAGAUAACGUCGCUUCAGUCUCUUUCACUGUCCUCCUGUGGCUUCCACCCUACAGAAGGGAUGACCACACUGCUUGGCUGCUGGAAGAGCAUGUCGACGGUGUGCUUGCACAGAGUCGCCAUCACGGACGAGGAGCUGGGUUUCUUCCUCGCCGGCUGCCUUGUGCUGGAGCGGCUGGAUCUGUCCUUCUGCAAUUCGAUAGGCGCCCUCAAGAUACCUAGUGCACUCCGGCGGCUAAGGUCCCUACGGGUGCGCUCGUGCAGGAUGCUGCGGACCAUCGAGAGCGGCGCGCCGAUGCUCGCCACGGUCUGGUACGACGGGUGGCCGCUGCUGAGGUUCUGGCUCGGUGGCGCGCUCGAGACGACGCAUCUGGAGGUGCAUGCCACUCGAAUGGGGGACGUUAUCCAGUAUGCCGGCUCCAAGCUCCCCUCCGCCGCGCUGAAUCUCGAAACGCUUGUGCUGUCGACUGUUUACGAGGUACCAUUGCCAUCAAUGAGCGGUUGA
Messenger RNA from Oryza sativa Japonica Group (Japanese rice), 1482 nucleotides. RefSeq lists its product as uncharacterized. The record is from RefSeq and is a predicted model, not a curated record. Gene Ontology annotation, molecular function: protein binding. NCBI's taxonomy places the organism in Eukaryota, Viridiplantae, Streptophyta, Magnoliopsida, Poales, Poaceae.